GGGGGAAGGCGGCGGGAAGGCGGCGGCCAUGGCGCUCUCGGCCCUGCAGCAGGUGCUGGUCUCGGCCGUGCUCGUGCUCUGCGUCUUCAUCGUCACGCCCAGGAUGUUCGGGGGAGGAGGCGGCGGGCGGCCUGGCCGGUCCCCGCGGGGCGGCAAGGCUGGCCCCGGCCAUUACGAUCUCCGUCAGCACGGCAGAGGUAGUCCUCAGACAGUUUAUCAAGUUCACCGGAAACCAGGAAAUUCUGACAGUAAUACUUUCCAGAGUAUUCAACAGAUGAGAAAUGCAAUGGAAAAAGAGAUAAAAAGUGAGAGAACGAGAGGAAAUGGUCGAGAGUUAGCGUUCACCCUCAUGCCAUUGUAUGCUCUUGGAGUGGGAAUGUUUGCAGCCUACAAACUUCUUAAGAUGAAGUCUCAUGAAGAAAGUCACUCCAAAAAGGAAAAAAGUACAGAAGACAAGGCGAAGGAAGCAGAGCAUCAGCUUUUAGAACUGGAGCAACAUCUAGCACAGACAGAGAAAAUGUUAAAUUCUUUAUUGACUCAGUUGGAUCCACUUUCAAACUGUGUCAAUGCUUUAGCUUGUGAGCAGAAAGAUGAAAUAAUGACACAGCUCCAAUCAAUUAGACGACUGAUGAAAGAAAGUGGAUUAGAUAAAUCAGAAAACAAGAUGAAAGAUCUUGGACACAUUUGUGAUGAGAAGCUUGAAGAUCUCAUUCAGUCAUUUGCUGAACAUUCUCAAGAGAAAGAAAUGGACAACAGAGAAGAUGACUGUAAUGAAGAUUUGCUUGAGGAUAUUGAUAAUGAUUACAAAAUAGAAGAGCAUGAAUUACACGGUGAAUAUGAAAUACAUCAGUUGGAGCCAGAUGUUGUAGAAGACAAAGAAAUGAUAAGCAAAGAUGCCAUUGAAUCAGAAGAGAUGGGACUGAGGAGACGCAAUAGAUAUGAGUGGAAUCUGCAUAUGUAAAACUUCCAAAAGCUUAUGACAUCUUUUUAUAAUGUUGUAUGCACUUUAAACAGAAAUGAAGUUAUGUGCACUGCUAUAUGCUUUAAAAAGAGGGGUGAAAUACUGCCUCUGCUCGUAUCUCUGACAAUUCUGUAACUGACUUCAGUGGCAGCAGAAUUUUACUCAGGAUGUUUACAUAUUUUUUCUAUUUAUUUUUCCCUAUAAAAAUAUUUCUGUACUCUGUAUAUAAUGCACUGUAAUUAUAUCUGAUGCUUCACUAAAAUAUUACAGUAUCUUCUUGAGACUAUAAAGAAUAGAUGUUUCCUAAAUGUUUUGUAACUAGAAAGCAUUAUGCUACUUGAACUGUGACUUUCUCGAGUUCAUUAAAGAGCAUGCACUGACGAAUUCA
Molecule: messenger RNA, 1349 nt
Organism: Vidua macroura (Pin-tailed whydah)
Lineage: Eukaryota; Metazoa; Chordata; Aves; Passeriformes; Viduidae
Gene: CCDC107
Product: coiled-coil domain containing 107
Exons: 6
Coding region: 29-961 (310 amino acids)
Biological process (GO): synaptic transmission, cholinergic; protein localization to cell surface
Cellular component (GO): intracellular membrane-bounded organelle; neuronal cell body; neuron projection
Source: RefSeq, a predicted model, not a curated record